AUGGAGGAAUGCAAGGUGAAUAUUGGCCGCUGCACAUUUCUAGUUUUGGACGAAGUGGACCGCAUGCUAGAGAUGGGCUUAGGAAAGAAUAUUCGCCUUAUUGUUGAGAACGUCCGGCCCGACCGUCAGACUAUCAUGUGGCUGACGUCGAACACGAGAGAGGCGUGCCAGCUGGCUGAUGAAGUCAUGGAAGACUACGUGACCAUCAGCUUCGGUGAUACGAGCCAGCAAUCCCAAAACCGGCGUGCACAACACAUUGUCCACGUUUGCGACGAGGGAGACAAGGAAGACAGGCUCGUCGCGCUCUUCGAAGACAUCCUCGACAACAAGCAAGACAAGGCAGUCGUGUUUGUCGAGACCAAAGGAAAAGUAGACCACCUAGUAACGAGCUUGCGGCUGCGCAACUGGCCGGUCGUGGGUGUCCACAGCAAGAAAAGCGACCAGGAGCGUGAGUUGGCGUUGAACGCUUUCCGUUUCGGCAGAGUGCUCGUUCUCGUGGCGACCGACAUGGUGGUGCGUGACCUUGAAGCCCAAGACGUCCGCUUCGUGGUCAACUACGACUACCCGCGCAGUGCGGACGAUUACGCGCUCCGCGUUAAGCCCGCAAUUCGUGACGACGGUACAGGAAGGGCGUACACUUUUCUGACGCCUACUCAAAGCCGCCAUGCCAAGGAAUUGAUCUGGAUUCUUCGAGACGCAAGACAAGUGGUUCCUCAAGAGGUGUUGAAUGUUGCGAGGAAGACGACACGGUUUUAA
Rhipicephalus microplus (southern cattle tick) is the source of this 756-nucleotide messenger RNA. Its product is annotated as putative ATP-dependent RNA helicase DDX5 pseudogene. NCBI's taxonomy places the organism in Eukaryota, Metazoa, Arthropoda, Arachnida, Ixodida, Ixodidae. The record is from RefSeq and is a predicted model, not a curated record.